Tachyglossus aculeatus (Australian echidna) is the source of this 2416-nucleotide messenger RNA. RefSeq names its product glutathione-disulfide reductase (gene GSR). The record is from RefSeq and is a predicted model, not a curated record. Gene Ontology annotation, cellular component: mitochondrion; cytosol. The transcript has 13 exons. The coding region runs from base 1 to 1602 and encodes 533 amino acids. NCBI's taxonomy places the organism in Eukaryota, Metazoa, Chordata, Mammalia, Monotremata, Tachyglossidae. Gene Ontology annotation, biological process: glutathione metabolic process; cellular response to oxidative stress; cell redox homeostasis. Gene Ontology annotation, molecular function: flavin adenine dinucleotide binding; NADP binding; glutathione-disulfide reductase (NADPH) activity.
AUGGCGGCUUGGCCCCGGCCGCUGGGCUCAGUGUCCCGGUGGGUGGCCCGGCGCCCGGUGGCCGCAGGGCCCCGCUCCCCGCCGACCCCCAUGGCCGACCCCCGGCCGCCGCCCCGGCAACCGACCGGCCCCUCCCCCUCCUCCUCCUCCUCCUCCGGCCCCUCCGGACCCUCCUCCUCCUCCUCCUCCGCCGGCCCCUCGGCCACCGCCUCGUCCUCCGCCGCCUACGACUUCCUGGUGAUCGGCGGCGGGUCCGGAGGCCUGGCCAGCGCCCGCCGCGCCGCCGAGCUCGGGGCCAGGGCCGCCGUCGUGGAGAGACACAAGCUGGGAGGCACCUGCGUGAAUGUUGGCUGUGUUCCCAAAAAGGUGAUGUGGAAUACGGCCGUCCACUCAGAAUUCAUGCACGACCAGGUGGACUACGGUUUUCAAAGUUGCGAUCCGAAAUUCGAUUGGCGAGUGAUUAAAGAAAAGCGGGACGCCUAUGUGAGUCGACUGAAUUCCAUCUAUCAAAACAACCUCAUCAAGUCUCACAUAGACAUCAUUCGAGGCCACGCGACGUUCACCAGUGACCCGGAGCCUACAGUUGAGGUGAAUGGCAGCAAGUACAGUGCACCUCACAUUCUCAUUGCCACGGGAGGCCUGCCGUCGCUUCCCAGCGAACAGCAAAUCCCAGGUGCCAGUUUGGGAAUCACCAGCGAUGGAUUCUUUGAACUGGAAGACUUGCCCAGGCGCAGCGUGAUCGUUGGGGCUGGAUACAUCGCCGUGGAGAUUGCCGGCAUCCUAUCGGCCCUGGGCUCCCAGACGACCCUGAUCAUCCGCCAUGACAAGGUGCUGAGGAGUUUUGAUUCCAUCAUCAGUUCAAACUGCACCCAAGAGCUGGAGAAUGCUGGUGUCGAGGUGUUGAAGCAUUCUCAGGUCGGAGCGGUGCGGAAGUCCCCCACUGGCUUGGAAUUGUCCGUGGCUACCGUGGUCCCCGGGGGGAAUCCCAGCCUCCGUAUCAUCCAGGACGUCACAUGCCUGCUCUGGGCCAUCGGCCGGGACCCGAACACCCAGGGCCUGAACCUGGAUCGUGUGGGCAUCAGGACAGACGAUAGAGGUCACAUUCUCGUAGACGAGUUCCAGAACACGAACCGGAGGGGGGUCUACGCCGUCGGGGACGUGUGUGGGAGAGCCCUCCUCACUCCAGUUGCCAUAGCUGCCGGGCGAAAACUAGCCCAUCGACUCUUUGAAGGCAAAGAAGAUUCCAAACUGGACUACGACAACAUCCCGACCGUGGUCUUCAGCCACCCACCCAUCGGGACUGUGGGGCUCACGGAAGAUGAAGCGGUUUCGAAAUACGGAAGAGAAAAUGUCAAGAUCUAUUCAACCUCCUUUACGCCAAUGUACCAUGCAGUUACCAGAAGGAAGACUAAAUGUGUGAUGAAACUGGUGUGUGUGUGUCGCCAGGAAAAGGUGGUGGGGAUACACAUGCAAGGGCUGGGAUGUGACGAGAUGCUGCAAGGCUUCGCUGUGGCUGUGAAAAUGGGAGCCACCAAGGCCGACUUCGACAACACGAUCGCCAUCCACCCCACCUCUUCAGAAGAGCUGGUGACCCUCCGCUGAAGAAGCAGCCAGCCUUCCCGCUAACACGAGGGACCCCAGUGUCAGGAAGUUGCUGGGCCCCGGCUCCACAGACUCUUUCUUUCUGUCUAGGGAACACCAGAUGGUAUUUUGAGCACAUUCUUCUCUUUGAAGGGAAAAUAUUUCUAGGAAACAAUGCAAUUUAUUUUUGUGGCUUCAAAAGUCUGACGUGCUUUAUUUGCUCUCCUUUUGUAACUUUGGUCAUUCCAAAUUUCUUAGGGCUUUGGAUUUGAUAUUCAGAAUCACUCCCAGCUCUCGGUUUGCUUGCCUCCCCCUAUUCCUCUACCUUUUCUUCUUCCUCCUCCUUCUCCUCCUCCUCUUCCUUCUCCCAGCAGCAAAACUAUGCGGAGUCAGCAGCCCUCUCCAGAGUUGACCAAGCCUGCAGUCUGCUGCAGCCUGAAGGGAGAUGGUGGGGCAGGGGGCUCUUUGUCCUCAGACCCGACAGGCAAAGGGCAUGAACAUCUCUGCUUGAGAAAAUCUGAAACCAAAAUUGUUCCUCCACAGGGAAAGCAACUCUAAAGUGGCUCUAAAGACAUGCCCUCUUAAGGCCUUCAUCUUUUUUGGCUCAUCUCAUCACUUGUACUUUAAAGUGUCCUUGUUCAGUUCCUUUCAAAGAUUUUGUGUGUGUGUGUGUGUGUGUGUGUGUGUGUGUGUGUGUGUGAGAGAGAGAGAGAGAGAGAGAGAGAGAGAGAGAGAGAGAAACAGGUAAUUUUAAGAGUGAAGAGUUCUCUCACUCCUGCCCCUCUGUUUACUUUUACACUUGUUUUAUAGUAGAAUAAAGAAUCAUUGUUUGCAG